Ogataea haglerorum is the source of this 723-nucleotide messenger RNA. RefSeq lists its product as uncharacterized. The transcript has a single exon. The record is from RefSeq and is a predicted model, not a curated record. Lineage: Eukaryota; Fungi; Ascomycota; Pichiomycetes; Pichiales; Pichiaceae. The coding region runs from base 1 to 723 and encodes 240 amino acids.
AUGAAGGUUUUCACUCUUUUGACUCUUGCACUCACUUCAUAUACUAUUGCAGCUCCAUUUGAAGCUCAGGACCUGGGGGAAAAAUUCACUCAAGCUUUGAGCUAUGUCGAAAACAAGUAUCAUAUCAGCAUCGAUAUGGACGACUUUGAAUGGCUAAGAACUGGACACAAAGCUACAGGUGACUUCACCAAUAGCCAGAUUCCAGUUUGCACUGACUCUAGUGGUCCGAAAGCCAUGAAUACUUCUUCUGCUGUUAACGCAAGAACUACCUUGUCCACCUCGUUCUUGAAUGCUACUCGCAGUUCGGAACCUACUGGUCAGAAGUUGUCUUCUUCAGUUGUUUCCAUUACCGCAGCUAGUGUUGUUGAGUCUCCCACCUCUCAAAGUGAAACUUCUGCAAGCAUCUCCUCGAGCGGUUCUCAUACCGGUAGAGGCACCUUCUACGAAGUCGGCGCUGAUAACUGUGGAACAUCCAGCACCAACUCUGACUUGGUCUGCGCCAUUUCCCAUUCCCUUUAUGAGACUUCUGUCAAUGGUGAGGAUAUUUCAUCCUACUGUGGAAAGACCAUCACUGCAAACUACAACGGAAACUCUGUUACGGUCAAAGUCGUUGACUCUUGCGAGUCAUGUGGAGACAAUGAUUUGGACUUUUCUCCAGCUGCAUUCUCGAAGCUGGCAGAUCUGGACAUCGGCGAAAUUGAAAUCACCUGGUCUUGGGAUUAA